ACGCCCUUAUGCAAUUCCUUCAGCAGGCUCUAUCAGAUAAAUAAAGCCCUCUAACCCUCCAUUGGUCUAGCUCUCCAAGCUGAUUUUCUGGGCUAGUUCUCACGUCUGCCCAUCUUCUACUGCCGUUCUGGAGCAGCCAUGAAGUCCCUGGUCCUGCUCUUUUGUUUAGCUCAGCUCUGGGGCUGCCAAUCGGCUCCACAUAAUACAGGGCUGGGUUUUAAAGAAGUGGCUUGUGAUGACCCAGAAGUAGAGCAAGUAGCUUUGUUGGCCGUAGACUACCUCAAUCAACAUCUUCUUCAUGGGUUCAGUCACGUCUUGAAUCGGAUUGACAAAGUCAAGCUGUGGUUUCGGCGACCCGUUGGAGUGGUAUACGAAUUGGAAUUAGACACACUGGAGACCACCUGCCAUGUUCUAGACCCCACUCCUCCGGCCAACUGUUCUGUGAGGCAGGUGACCGAGCAUGCGGUGGAGGGAGACUGUGACUUCCACGUUCUGAAACAAGAUGGCAAGUUCACUGUGUUUCACAGCCAGUGUCAUUCCAAUCCAGAUUCUGCUGAGGACGUGCGUAAGUUGUGCCCAAAUUGCGGACUCCUGAUUCCAUUCAAUGACACCAAUGUGGUGCGCACCGUCAAAGCUGCCCUGGAUACCUUCAAUGCACAGAAUAAUGGAACCUAUUUUAAACUAGUGGAGAUUUCCAGAGCUCUAAAUGUGCCUCUCCCAGUCUCUACUUCUGUGGAGUUUGUGGUAGCUGCUACUGACUGUAAUGCUCAAGAGGUCACAGAUCCAGCCAAAUGCAACCUGCUGGCAGAAAAGCAAUAUGGCUUCUGCAAGGCGAGUCUUGUCCAAAAGCUUGGUGGGGAAGAGGUUUCAGUGGCCUGCAAAGAUUUCCAAAAACAGCCCCAGCCAGCCAGUGCCAACACAGCAGGCCCUGCACCUGCAGUGGACCAAGCUGCACCUGCAGUAGACCAAGCUGCACCUGCAGCCCCAUCAGCUGGCUCACCUGCAUCUUUGGUGGUAGGACCCAUGGUGGUGGCGGUUCCUCCUGGACCUCCAGCCCACCGAACACACCAUGACCUACGCCAUGCCUUCUCACCUGUGGCUUCAGUGGAGUCAGCCUCAGGAGAAGCUGUUGGCCCACCUAAGGUGGUCCAGCCUGGCAUGGCGGGUGCUGCUGGUCCAGUGGCCCCCCUGUGCCCAGGCAGGGUGAGACACUUCAAGAUCUAGGCUGGACUUGCUGAAGUAAAGUUUUGGCAGAGAGGACAUAGCCGCCAUUUUGUCCAAGACUGGACAUGAAGCUGGGGAGCUUGUCCACUGACAAAACAAAUACCACCUUACGGCUUGAAUUCCAGUUCUCCUCAUUCCUCAGAGAACGGGGCAGAGAAGGGAUGGUCAUAUUUGAGGAAAGGCACAAAGCCAGCAACAGCACUGCCACUGUUAUGAUGACAAAACUACUGCCAUUGUUUCUCUGCCUUCUC
Messenger RNA from Cricetulus griseus (Chinese hamster), 1475 nucleotides. The record is from RefSeq and is a predicted model, not a curated record. Lineage: Eukaryota; Metazoa; Chordata; Mammalia; Rodentia; Cricetidae.